Diospyros lotus (date-plum) is the source of this 1192-nucleotide messenger RNA. Its product is annotated as syntaxin-71. NCBI's taxonomy places the organism in Eukaryota, Viridiplantae, Streptophyta, Magnoliopsida, Ericales, Ebenaceae. Gene Ontology annotation, biological process: vesicle fusion; intracellular protein transport. Gene Ontology annotation, molecular function: SNARE binding; SNAP receptor activity. The record is from RefSeq and is a predicted model, not a curated record. The transcript is spliced from 9 exons. The coding region runs from base 93 to 893 and encodes 266 amino acids. Gene Ontology annotation, cellular component: SNARE complex; membrane; endomembrane system.
CAUAGCUGUUAGAUACAGCCUGUAGUUGGGGCCUCUGUGGAAGCAAAGAGGGAGGAGGAGGAGGAGGAGGAGGAGGAGACGAAGAAGCAAAGAUGAGCGUGAUCGACAUUUUAACCAGAGUCGACGCGAUCUGCAAGAAAUACGACAGGUACGACGUUGAGAAGCAGAGAGAUCUUGUCGGCUCUGGCGGCGACGACGCCUUCGCCCGCCUCUACACCUCCGUCGAGGCUGACAUUGACGCUGCACUUCAGAAAGCGGAGGCGGCCUCGAAGGAGAAAAGUAGGGCUUCUGCUGUUGCUAUCAAUGCCGAGAUUCGACGCACCAAGGCUCGAUUGCUGGAGGAGGUCCCUAAAUUGCAGCGAUUGGCCAUAAAGAAGGUUAAAGGGCUUUCAUCUGAAGAAUUUGCUGCUCGAAAUGAUUUGGUCCUUGCCUUACCAGAUAGGAUUCAAGCCAUCCCAGAUGGGACUGCAGCUGCACCCAAACAAACUGGAGGCUGGACAGCUUCAGCUUCUCGUACAGAAAUCAAGUUUGAUUCAGAUGGGCAGUUUGGCAAUGAAUACUUCCAGCAAACAGAAGAGUCCAGCCAAUUCAGGCAAGAGUAUGAAAUGCGGAAAAUGAAGCAGGACCAAGGAUUGGAAGUUAUAUCAGAAGGUUUGGAUACAUUGAAAAACAUGGCCCAUGAUAUGAAUGAGGAACUGGAUAGGCAAGUUCCUUUAAUGGAUGAGAUUGACACUAAGGUGGACAAGGCUACAUCCGACCUUAAGAAUACUAAUGUGCGACUUAAAGACACAGUUAACCAGCUGAGAUCCAGUCGAAAUUUCUGCAUUGAUAUCAUCCUAUUAUGCAUAAUACUGGGGAUUGCUGCCUAUCUAUACAAUGUGUUGAAGAAAUGAGAAGAUGGAAAGGCUACUUUUUUAUGCUGGUAUGAUACUAGCUUUGCAGCGUUGCUGUGCGCUUGAUUUUGGUGUCAUUUGUUUUCCUGGUGCCUGAUUGUCUAUGUUAUUCUAAGUGGAUUGCAUUUCCUGUCUUUCAAUGUAACUUUAGGUACACCUGGCAUUUAUUAUAUCAACAGUGUAUUAUCCGUUCCAAUUUCCUUUGUCUCCUUGAUUUAUGCUAUGUUCUGAACUGGGAUUUUUGUAAGGAAAAGAAAAUGAAUGUUCUUAUAUACAUGUAAAUACGUUCUGUUAUUUUC